Molecule: messenger RNA, 1233 nt
Organism: Rotaria sp. Silwood2
Lineage: Eukaryota; Metazoa; Rotifera; Eurotatoria; Philodinida; Philodinidae
Source: the annotation of a GenBank genome assembly
AUGGAAGAAAUACUUCAAAGAUCGUUGAUAACUGAACCAUCAGGAGAUAAUAGUUAUUAUAUAGAUAUUGAUGAUUUGUAUAAAUGGGCGAAGUCAGUUGGGUUCAAUGUUAGGAAAGAAAAAAAACAAUACAUUGAAAAUCAACUAAAUACAAAUAAGAAACAUAUUACUGGAUAUAAAAAAGGAAUUCUAGCUAGAAGUGAUCAUGAACUUCGUGCUGAACUUUGGACAAAAACAUAUCUAAAAACCAUAGGAUCAUCUGGAGUAAUUCAUUCAGUGAACACAGGAAAAUAUGGGAAAUUAGUGCUAUUGAAAGAAGCACAAAAACCAAACAAGACAUUCAGUACAAUAGCACAUCAACUGGAUUGUGAUCGUCGAACCGUUUCUUGUGCUGUCGCUCGCUUCAAUGAAACAGGAUUAUUGACUGAACGGGAAAGACCAGGUCGACCACAUUCUCUUACUGACGGACAACAACGUUCACUCGACAAGUACAUCUCAAAACAUCCAACUGCAACUUCUAAUCAACUUUCAAACUAUAUCUUUAACAAGUUCGACAUUCGAGUUAGUGAACGUACAUUGCAACGCUAUCGGCGAGCUCUUGGAUUUUAUCCACGAAAACAAAAAACCAAAGUCAAAUCAACACAAGCUCAAGUUGAAAAACGUCAUUUAUUUGCAAUAGAACAUCAGAAUAGUGAACUCAAAAAAUGGCUUUUUAUUGACGAGACACAGGUCCAAUUGCGUAACACAGGUAAAAUCAUUUGGGUGAAACGUGGGCAACCAACGCCUACACAUGAAAUCUCGUCCCUUCGUGCUUAUGUCAAUUUAUGGGGUGCAGUUUGGUGGAAUGGCAAAACGUUCGCAAGAUAUGAUGGCUAUGUCAAUCAAACCUUAUUUCAACACUUAUUAGCUUCUCAUCUUGGUCCACAUGUACAUAAAUAUCGUCGGUAUGCGGUGGCUCAAGAUAAAUUAAGAUCACACUGGGCAAAACCAGUUCGCCGAUGGUUCAAUGAUCAUGGACUCAAAUUAUUAGAUUGGCCACCUCAUUCGCCUGAAUUCAAUGCAAUUGAAAAUGUUUGGCACUCACUCAAAGAAACAGUCAAAACAGCACAUCCAAAAAGUCAAGCGGAGCUGGAAGCAGCAGUUGAUCAAGCAUGCCAUCUCAUUUCACAAAAACUCAUCCAAGGGUGCAUUUCACGCGUCUCUACUUUACCCAAAGAAGAAACAAGCAACUAA